CUCCCUCCCACAAUUUCAUUUGCAUUUCGUUGACAACAGAAUAAAGAAGCUCGCAUCCAUUCGUUUUGAGCGAUUGUGAUUGAGAAAAGAUUGCAACAUAAGAUUUUUGCAUAUCUUAUCGCUUUUCGCAUUGUGUUAAUUUGGUGCUCAGUUAUUUUAUUCUUGAGUAGUUUUUGCUGCCUCGCCUAAACUUUUUGUCGAACGAAAUGUCCGAAGCGCAGAUAUGCGACAUCAGCCCCGAGGCCAAAGAGGAGAUUAACAAAUUCCGAUUCCGUCGCGAUGCAACCAACACCGCCUUGAUUUUGAAAAUCGAUCGCGAGAAGCAACUGGUAACCGUUGACGAGCUGCUGGACGACGUCACGGUCGAGGACCUUCAGGAACAGCUGCCGAGCCACCAGCCAAGGUACAUCAUCUACAGCUACAAAAUGGUGCACGAUGAUUCGCGUGUUUCCUACCCGAUGUGUUUCAUAUUCUACACGCCCCGGGACAGCCAGAUGGAAUUGUGCAUGCUGUACGCCAAAACACGAAUGGCCUUGCAGCGGGAGGCAGACCUCAGCCGGUACUACGAGAUCCGUGAGUUGGAUGACAUGACCGAGGAUUGGCUUAAGGAGAAACUCAAAUAAACCGAACGAUAUUAUAUUCCUAAACUGCCAAAAGUCACCAAUUGCGCUAUAUUUUUGUAGGACUCUGGCUCUGCUUUGAUUCAUUUGAUCGAAAAAAAGACCAAUUUUGAAAGCGGCGCAGGCACGCUAACUUGUAGGGGUCGCAACAUUUAUAACUUUUGAAUAUUACAAUCAUAGAAAGGUUAAUGUAUCCCAGAAAUCAAUAGUAGUAGUAUGUUAUCUUUGCCUGAUUUGAUCAUCGUUUGGUAACAAAGCAAUACUAUUAAGAGGUUAGUUAUAGGAUACUUGAUGGAUUUUCUAAAUGAAAACCUUAUAUUAUAUUCUACAAUCACAUUGCAAAAAGUAAUGUAAAUGGAUGACUUUUAUCUAACUCCUCGAGGCAUCAUGAAAUCCAAAGAAUUCUAUUGAACACAUUUUCUUUCCUAUUCUAUUAAGAAUUCAUAUUUUGCAUAAAGAUUAUAUUAAAAUCAAUCGAAUUUAUUACCAGCUUGCGUACUUUUCUAUUAAUAUAAAUGAAAAAAAAAACACACACACAAUUUCCCUAUGAAAAGACAGGAUUCACAUUAUCCUAUUAUUGGCAAACUCUGGUGAUAGGCUUUCCAUAGAGAUACACAAAUAAAAUGUAUGCUAAAUAAAGACAAAAUCUAGCUGUAGGAAUUUAUGAAGCCAAGAUUUGAGCAUUUACUACGAACGAUGAAAAAGUACAACGUGAAACAUAUACAUAAUAGAUAAGUGUGAUUUUUUUAAAUGCGAAGCAACAUAUUAUCGUCUAACCAGAAUAGCAAUCGUAUACAACAGCAAUGAAUAAAGGCUACAUGAUUAUAUAAAACAAAGCAAAAAAAAAAAAUUUUUAGUUUACAACGACAUACCUACCAUCAAUAUUCAUAUCUUUAUUUUGAUCUGAUAACCAUUUGAUAUUUCUAGAAUUUUCUUCAAAGGUAUAGGUACUUUUCUAUCGAUUAAAAACUACCUACACAACUUUCCAAAAAGAUACAGAAAACGGUCAAAUGAAAAUUUCGAAGGGCAUCUUCUCGAAAACAGUAUGAGUGCAAAAAUAAUCAAUUUUGAGUUAUAACUUCUAUAAGUAUACUUCCUCCAACUAUUUAUUUUAUUUUAUCAAAUCGAUCAAAAAUUAAAACUUUUCAAAUAAUAUGGGAAAUUGCGCAAU
Uranotaenia lowii is the source of this 1791-nucleotide messenger RNA. RefSeq names its product glia maturation factor gamma (gene GMF). Bases 207 to 623 code for a protein of 138 amino acids. Gene Ontology annotation, cellular component: actin cortical patch. The record is from RefSeq and is a predicted model, not a curated record. Lineage: Eukaryota; Metazoa; Arthropoda; Insecta; Diptera; Culicidae. Gene Ontology annotation, molecular function: Arp2/3 complex binding; actin binding. The transcript is spliced from 3 exons. Gene Ontology annotation, biological process: negative regulation of Arp2/3 complex-mediated actin nucleation; actin filament debranching.